AUGUCUCCCAAAGGACCAUACAUAUUGGUGACGGUGAAUACAGCUCCAGAGCGAGCGAAAAGACUGGUUGGGCGUGUUGCCGAAGAGCUCAAGGAGCAAUAUACCAUUCAACAUGUUGCCAACUGCGAAACAAUCGAUGAGGUAGAAGGCAAAGUCAAGGAAUUCCAGCCUGACGUCUUGUUCUGUGCCUCGAUGUGGACACCAGAAGAAAGCGCCCGCAUUCAAAAGAUUGCGAGCGCCAACAAGCCAGGAAUCAAGACACAUGCUAUUCCCCAGGGCUUACAGGUCGAGAAGGGCCCGGAUGCCAUCGUUGAUUAUCUGAAGGAGCGGAUUCCCAGUAUCCUGGCAUAA
This is a messenger RNA of Exophiala aquamarina CBS 119918, 351 nucleotides long. RefSeq lists its product as uncharacterized. Lineage: Eukaryota; Fungi; Ascomycota; Eurotiomycetes; Chaetothyriales; Herpotrichiellaceae. The transcript has 3 exons. The record is from RefSeq and is a predicted model, not a curated record. The coding region runs from base 1 to 351 and encodes 116 amino acids.